This is a messenger RNA of Pleuronectes platessa (European plaice), 5163 nucleotides long. It is a transcript of the gene ccdc117, whose product is annotated as coiled-coil domain containing 117. The transcript is spliced from 6 exons. Lineage: Eukaryota; Metazoa; Chordata; Actinopteri; Pleuronectiformes; Pleuronectidae. Bases 3617 to 4408 code for a protein of 263 amino acids. The record is from RefSeq and is a predicted model, not a curated record.
ACUCCUGGAACAAGAAGCACUGAUCAUCUCUGCUUUCCUGGCCACAGAACGUGUGUUGCUAGUUGUCUGUGUGUUUCCAGCUCGUAACAAGCUGCCAGGUGUUUUCCACUGAAGAGGAAGAGGAGGAGGAGGAAGAAGAACACCGAACCUCCUCACCUGUGUCAAACCGGUGUGUUUGUUAAACUUGGACACAGGGUUGAACAGGACGCAUCGACACAGGCCGGCAGCCAUGAUCAAAGGUACAUACACACUGCGACACUCAUCGCCAUGCUGCUCUGUUACUGUUAGUGAGCUCUCUAUGGUCCAACACAAACUGAGAGGGUCAUGUGACAGCUGUUUAUGUCAAUAUUACUUAUUUACACGUAAUGAUACGUUGGUAAGAUUGUUCCUGUGGCGUCCACUUGAUGUUGUUUCGUAUAUUUGCUAUUAGAAGGUAGAAUUGGUCAAGUUAAGCUGAUCAGGAAGUGAGCUCAAACGCUACAAACAGUAGCAACAACAUGCACUUCCGGUUCACGCGUUCUUCACUUUCACAAUAAAAGCCGCCUGAGAAACACAGAAUUUACUAUAAAGGUCAAAUUCAUGGUUUAUUGAUUUGACACACUAAACAGAGUCAUACACUGGCUGUGUUGUGUAUUAUGUGUUUGUACACAAUCUGUGGUGUAAAGAGAUUAAGGUGGUUACAGUUUUACAGUAUGUGUUUGCUGGCAAACCGGAAGAUAAUGAUCUUGGCCAAAACAUUCGGUUUUACAGAUGAAUAACAAGGUUAAGCUUGAUUUAGUCUAUGCAGAGAAUACGAUUUACAGGAGACAAAAUCCCCAAAAUAUUUUUCUUAUAAUCACAAAAUUAGAUGACAUAAAUUCCCCCUCUAUUUAUUUAUUAUGUAUUUCUAGAAAUAUAUACUGGACAUUUCAUCUUGUCACAGAUUCAUCUGGAUAAUUUUUCUUAUUUACAAGAUAUAGAUGUGUUUUUAUAAUUUUGUUAACAUAUUUAUAGAAUUUUAUAAAGAAGUUUAAGGUGACUUAAUAAUGAAACUUUCACUUGAAUAUAUCAUUUUUUUAUUUUUAAAAACCAAAAAGUCCACAACCCUACAGAAACUAUUUAUUUAAAAAGCCAUCAUUACUUUUAAAAAACAUAGCUUAAUUAUAUAAGAACAAGAUUUGACAAAUUACAUACAGAAGUUUGUUCAGUCUAAAUUACAUGACAGUUUUAUUCAAGGUUAAUUGAAAUGCAGCACAUCUGAGACAGUUGAAGUAUUAUCGCUGGUUGAAAUGACAAAUGAUAGAAAGAAAACUAAGAGUGAAAAGAUUUUCUCAGUAGCUGGUGUUUUUGAUAGUGAUCUUCUGAGCCGCCUCAAUCUUGAAGUCAUUGAUACCUGAAGGGGCAAACCAGCAUUAUUUAACCAAAGUGAACUUAAAGCAACAGAUCAAAUGAACAAAGAGACUAAAUAUUAAGGACCCACAGUAUAAUAUAUACAGUAUAUAUGUGUCUGUGUGUGUGUGCGGGACCUUACCCUGACUGAGUGCGGUGCCAUCAGAGGAGAGGUGCCAGUAUCUGCGGUCACUCUGUCUGGCCUGCUCUCCGUUCACCACACUUAAGAAAGGUCCCCACAGGCUGGACUCCUUCUCAAACCUGCCAACAGCAUUAGAUAAUACUAGAUAUAGAUAAUUACAUCAGAAUAAAUCUGAAAUCCAUCGAGUUACAUUAAAUUAACUCACAUGAAGCCGACUUCUCUCCCUUUGAGAAGUUCCAGGGCCUCCAACAGAGAGCUGCCCUUCGCCACAUCGACAGAGUAAAGAGCUGCUUCCCCACUGGACGUCACCACUUCCACUAUCACAGACACUUUGGUGUCACUUGGUAAAACCACCACAGGGUCUAUGGGCUCCAGCACCAGAGUGUCUGUAGGAGGGCACAUGCCAUUUCAAAACAAUGAUGGAACACAACAGUGACCACAGAGGGCUGGAAACAAUGCUUCACAUACCAUCCUCGUUGAGACACGCCUUGUUUUUUACUGUCAGGUAGGAUUUCUGCUGGAGAGCUGGGAGGAUCUGAGAUAUGGCCAUGGGGUUGUGGUAGGUGUUGCUUCUGGCGUCUGUCCUCAUGGCCUCCAUUGAGGCUGCACACUCUGCAACCGGGCUGCCCAUUGCCAACAAGGCCUGGAUCACAUUGAAUAAGUUGAUUGAAGGGUACAAAGAGUUCUUUCUGCAGGAUUUCAUGUAGUGAAAGACUCAAAGUGAGCUGAAUAAAUGACACAGGAAAAGAUUCUUACUUGGACUGCAAGACCUGUGCUGAACUCAUUCCCAAUAUGGCCAUCGGCCCGCCUAGAGGCCAAAAGCUUCUGCUUGAUUUUGUCGAGGGCUGUGUCGAGCUCAGCAGCGUUUCGCACGUGGAAGCCAGUGUCCUUCACACACUGAAGUGCCAUCCCAGCCAUUGCAUAGGUAUCUAGAGAGACAGAGAGAGAGAGAGAGUCAGUCAAAAUGUGAUUGUGGCCAACAUAGGAAGAUUUAAUGCAUGAUAAUCUAAGCUGUUACAGGUAAGGUUUCUAGAUUUCUUUCACAAAACAUUUAAAAAUGUUUACAUUUUUUCCCAGAACUGAACACAAUACCUUCACUCUGUGUGAUGACCUAACAGAAAAAAAGAAUCUUACACAACUUCAUGGAAUUUAUCCAUCUAAUAUGACUUAAAAUAUAGCAUCUCAAAUUAAUUCUAAACAGAGAAAACACGAUUCUUAUCAUAAGAUUUGAGACACAUCCCUGCCUGUAUAUACAGCCAUUUAUACCACAUAUAAAAUACAGGCCAGUUUCACUCACCGAUGCACUCAGCAUCUCCUUGUUUUAAGUACUGGUGUUCCACCGCCUUGAUGAGUUUGUUGCUGACAUGGUCGUUGACCCUGAUGCCACUCGUGCACAGAGCGAGCACACCUAGAGAGUACUGGUAAUAGUUGGUCAAAGGGCGGUGGCUGUCUGUGUAAAGGAGAGAUCAAAUAAAAGAAAACAAAUUAUAUUAAAUCACGACUUCCCUCUUACGUUGAGGUCCUCCAUUUUCUCAAGUGCCAUUACAACAUUUUCUUAUUUCACCUUAGAAUAGAAUUUGUCAAUAGAGUCUCCAAUUGCUCUGUUGAUUUCAAUCACAACUCGAACAAUACGUAUUACUGGAGACACAGGAACCAUUACAGCUAACAAGCUAAAUAACAGCAAUUAAUAAAUAACCUACAUAACAAUAUAUGCUGAGUGGAUUUUCUUUUUGUUGAAAUUUCCCACUUUUUGUUAUAUUUCCUGCGUAUUUUUUCUCAAGAAACAUCUUACAGAGGAUUGUGUGGCCAAGUGUAAAACAUUAUGAUAGGACCCUUUUAUGAAAAUUGUUCACUUCCCCAAGAAAUCUAAAGGAAACGUACAGGCAAGGCGCUCUUUUUCUUUUUCCAUCUGCUUCUUCAGGUGUGUCAGCAGCGUCUCACUCGUGUCGCUGACGGUGAAGGUGACUGUGUUGAGGUCGUAGCAGGAGGAUUUCAAAGCCAGAGUGUACAGCGCCAAGAGGCCGACCACAGACGGACUGCUAGAGAGAGAGCUGAGGACGGCACAGGAGGCAAAGGGUCAGCUGUGAACCGGGCUUUCUGGCGGCCAUGUAUUCGUUUUCAGGCCCCACCAGCCUCCCUGAGUUUGACCUCGGACCUCCAAGCACGUCCGGUCACCUGCAGAGAGCAUCAGCCUCUAACAACAGCUGGGAGACGCGAUGCCUCAGGAAGCACAGGAGGAGAGUGGAUGAUGAGGGAUGCAGUGCCAAAAGGAGAAGGCUAAUGGUGGAGGCUGAAGUGGACAUUGUAGAGGAUUCAAACAGGAGCGCUCGCUGUGACUGGCCCACAGCAAACAGCUGCCCGCCCCUGUCUGAGGAGCGAGCACCUCCGCGGCCCUGCCCAGAGCCUGAGCCGCGGACCCCGCCUUCACAUCCCUCCUCUGCCCUGUCCCGACCGGAGGCCGAGAGCUCCUGCAUGGAGGUAGAGGCCGCUCAGAGGAAGCUUCAGGAGAUCGAAGACAGAAUAACGCUGGAAGACGAUGACGAGGAUCUGGACGUAGAGCCUGCCCCAAGACGACCAGUGCUGGUGAUGUCAGACAGUUUGAAGAAGGACCUGCAGCGCGGCAUCAGCGACAUCCUCCCCCACAAAGUAGCCCAGUCUGUGAGCCAUUCCUGCAUGGAGCUGGUGCUGUGGCGGCCACCGGACGACCCCUUUUGUCGGAGGCUAAAAGGCUCUUUACAAAAACAGCGUAAACAACAGACAGUAUCCCGGCAACCCCCAACUCCGUCUCCUGUGCCUCACAGUCCUCUGAGCCCCCCCAGUGCCCCUGCAGACUCACACUCUCUUAUGUACAACUUUCCCGCGGCCCACAGCUCUGGAGAGGAGGACAUGGAAAUGUAAUUCUGUUUAAAGACUUUAAAAGCCACACCAAAGUAAAAGAGGGGACUUGUAGUAACACAGAAGACAUAAAGGACCCAGAACCACUUUGAGUUGGUCACUUUGGCAAAGUAUGUUGGGCUUUACAUGAAUAUUGUGCUGUUUUGGACAGUUUGUGCAACACAUACAGUAUUUUCAUUUUCAGUAUCAUGACAUAUUUUCAGUUUUCUGAUUAGAAUCCCAGCAAAUCAUAUGUAACAUGUAAAAAUAGCACUUACCUAAUGGAUUUGUUAAUGUAUAUCUCCGAUGUAAGUUCGGUCAAGUCCCAAUGACAGCCUUACAUGACCAGUUUCUUAUUACUGGGAGAAUUGCCCUUACAAAUAAGAUAAUUUGUAUAGGAGGUUGCCAAAGCUUGGCCAUUGUUCACUGGUGUAUUAUAAGUAUGAGUUUGUUCUGAGUGACACAUCAGUGUGCAGCACCUGAAUUUGUACAGUUUUUACAUUCAGCUUGUGGGCUUUAUUAACGGGACACUAAAAUGUGUUGUUGUGAGCUCGCUGCAUGGCUUGCAGUUGUACUUGUGGUAGAUAGAGGAUCUUCCUACAAUGUUUAGCGAGUACGCUAUCUGUGAGCCUUCAGAGUUUUGUAAAGAAGUCUUGGAAAUGCCCCUUUUUAUGAUUCGAUUGUAUUUUCCAAUAUGCGUUACCAGAACUGCAGCCGGCCAUUACGUAUUAUCACUUUAUAUUUGUUUACAUUAAAUAAACAUAAAUUGUCAUUGUAAA